Pelagomonas calceolata is the source of this 2268-nucleotide messenger RNA. Lineage: Eukaryota; Pelagophyceae; Pelagomonadales; Pelagomonadaceae. The record is from the annotation of a GenBank genome assembly.
AUGAGGGCUAAGGACCGCUGCCAGGCCCUCCUCGUGUCCCUCGACGCGGCGCGACUGAACACCAGUUCGCCCGGCGCCUACAGCGCGUGGAUGUCGUGGUUUUGCAGACAAAGUCACUCCAAGGAGUGCGGCGCAAACUUUCCCGGCGAGGUGAUGGCGAGCGGGGCGGACUUUCAUACGAACAGCACGACGCGCUGCUGGGACGCCACGCGCGCCGUUCUGAGUCGAGCGCUCGCGCGCUGCGGCGGCGUCGACGAGAACGCGCCGCGCGCCCCGGGGCAGACGCCUACACCCGCGGGCGCGCCUGCCGCUUCCGGAACACGGGCGGCGGCCACGCCCCGGCGCCAGUCGCUGGGCGAGAUCGCGCCAAACGCGCGCGACGGCCGCACGACCGCGCCGAAGCGGUCUCAGGCCACCGCGACCGGCGCCCAGCGCCAGCAGCAACCUGUUGCCCGGGCGCCGGCCGCGUCGGCCGCGGGCGCGCCGCGGAGCGGAAGACCAGGGCUCGCCGUGAUCGCGCCGGUCCCGCCCGAGGCGCCGGGCGCCGCGCCGCUCGCGACGGCGUCGUCGGUCUGCGCGCCGCUCGAGGCCGCCGCCGCCUACGAAUUUGUGCUACACGCCCUGGAAAAACGCUGGAACGUGGGCCGCGCCGAAGCCGAGGCGCGGCGUUACUUUGUGAAUACGGGCUGGGCAAUGACGCGGUCGCAACUCGAGGAGAUCUUCGCGGACGCGGUGCCGAAUCAACGGAGGGUCACGAGACCAGCGGCCCGAGCCAUUCGAGCCGCGCGCAAGACCUACAAAGACCGCGCCGCGGCGUCGAACGGGUGGCUCCCGAUGCUUCCGUCCAACUUGCCCAUCGUCGACUUUCGACGAGCGCUUCUCGGCCUACGGCGAGACGUCGCCGCCGCCACGGCGGCCGCCGUGCUGGCGCGGCGCCAGCCUACGGACGGUCUGCCCACGGACGCGUUACUGAACGGGCGGACGCCGAUCCCCGUGGUCCAUAUCGUCGAGCUGGACCGCCUGCUGACCUCGUACGGGCUCUCCGCGAGCAAGGCGACGGCUGUCCUACGGGACAAGUGCGCGACGAAGGAGAUGAAGUUCUCGGGGUCGUGGGGACACCAGGCCCUGCGCGUCCUCGACUGUAUCCGGUCCCAGGCGCUCGGCAAGGUCGCCCGCCGGUGCGAGAACUUCUGCAUCAUCCACGACGGCGGCUCGACGACGGUCGCGAGCAAGGGUAUUGGCCUGAAGUUCACCGUCGUUUUGAUCUCCGGUCACCUGGCGGCGGGGAUGCCGCCCCGCUGCGCGAUGGCAUGGGCCGGUGACGCCGUGUCCCACGCGCUGGCGCUCGCCGCGCGGCUCAAGACGCACGUGCCGCGACACUUCCUACUUGCGAGGCCCGUCACGAAGCCGACGAACGUCUGGUUGUGUUUUGUGGCCCGAGGCGAGCUGGACACGGCCAUCGACGGGCGCCUCGCGUCGAGCAAGCGCAUGUCCGACGCUUCGCUGCUCUGGUGGUCUUUGCCAGACAACCACCCGCGGAAGGUCGCGGCGCGCGCGGAAGCCCAGGCCUCCGCGGACGCCGUCGAGCGAGAGCAGGCGGCCUACGACGCGGCCCUCGCGCGCGCGCGGGUCGACGAGGCCACGGCGACAAAGCUGGCGUCCGAGGCUCUGUUUCCAGAUGCGCCGGCCGCCCGCCAGACGGCGACGGCCGCGAUGCUCCUCGAGACCCACGUCAUGCGGCCGGGCUGCUUGGGCCUCGGCGCCACGACGCAGACCGUGCGCGCGGACUACCUCUCGCGGUCGCCGGGCGACGCGCUCGUCGUCGCGUGUCGCGACGCGGCGGAGCGCCUCGCGUGCCGACGCAUGGCGUCCCAGCGGAGCCUGCUGAAGCGCCCGGAGCUCUUCGCCGUGGGAGACCGCGGCCACCUAGAGCUGGAGAUCUCCACACACACCAUCAACGCGUUAGCGCGCGGCGCGGGCCUCGCGACCAUCGCCGCCGAGGCGCCGCCGCCGCGCGCCGCCACCCGAGUUUACGAUCCCAUGGCCUUUACACAGCUCUACUCGAACCCGCCGGCCGGUCGCGCCGCGCCCGCGCCCGCGCCCGCUCCUACGCCGCCGCCAGCUCCUGUUCCCGCGCCCGCGCCGCCACCAAUCGUCGAGCCGCCACCGCCGCCGCCAACGCCACCACCAGAGCCUAUCUACCAACGCCCAACGAAAUCCGGCCGCAUGGCUGGCUACAUACCAGCCGAUUAAACUGUUCUUGUGACG